AUGGACUAUACACCUAUGCAGACAUUCCAGAAUGCGGAGGAGAAUCAGAGCCAAAAGGAAGCCCUUCAAGGAAUCCAGCACGAUGGCGUCCUGCAGGAUUCAUGUUUACCAUACCCGUCCUCCAUGAACAUCCCGGGUUUUGAACCCAUCGCUCAACCGGCUACCCCCGUACAGUUCUCUGCCGGCCAGGGGCAAGCCAUGUACGGACUGGCGAUACAGGGCCAUGUGCUAACCACGUCAACAAGCAUGUCUCCCGGGUCUCAUAUCACCAGUACUAACCCCGUCGGUACUCUAGGUGCUCUUCCGCUCAAUUACAUUCCUCGCCUGGCCAACCCACAAUUUAGCACCUAUGUGACGGAUGCGGAUAUCCAGCAAGCACAGGUAUCUGGUUAUCCAUAUUACCGUCCCCCUCCACAGACCGUAAACCAAUAUCCCCUCAGAGAUCAUCACAAUCCCAUGGAGAGCAGCGACUUCCUGACUCGAUCGGCUUCGGAUUCAGGAUACCAGUCCAAAUCCACCACUGCACAAUCUGCCGAUGCCUCACUCCGGGGACAUAUCCCUCAGGCGCCAUUAACGCCGCAGGCUAGGACUUUCCAGCGGCAGCAACAUCAACCACGUUACGCUGCCGAGGCCCUUGCACCACUAAGGGAUACAAGUCCAUUGCCCAACAGUCCCAUCGUCGCACCAAAAUCAAAGAAGAAGGGAAAGCAGCUUGAGGUUCCUGUCGAGCGAAGUGCGUUGCAGCCGCAAGAUAUUGCAAGUCUCAGCGCUAUAGACGCAUUAAAUACCCAAAGUAGUGGGCACUUUGACUCCUUGGCCAUAGACGGUUUUCUGGACACGGCAGGCGGAUGUGCGGAUGAUAUCGAUAGCCUAAUAGAAGGCUACUACAAAAAGGACGGGGAUGAUGAUAUCAUUAACAUGGCAGAGCUCAUGGACCAUGGGGGCGGUGCAAACUCGAAAUCUAUCCUCAACAACUCUCAAAAUAAUUACACCAACAGCUCCAAUCACAGACCACCAAACCUAGGUCUAUCUCGAAGUGAAUUCUCUGAUGAAUUAGAAAAGUCUCUCCGCGCCGUCGAUCAAAAAUUCAAUCAAUCGGUAGAAACCCACCCAACCGACGGUAGAGACGGGGGAAUACCAUUGUCAAUAUCCGGGGUGCAAAAGAUCGUGCAGAAUGCCCUCGCUCUUAAAUUGCACGGGGUCGAUGAUGAAAACGAAAUACGACGGCGCCUCACAACCAAUAGGAUGGGAGGUGAUUGCCAAUUCCAAUUUUGGUGCGGCUUUUGCGAAAGACUGGUCCCGGUCGAAAGAAAAGGUUAUGAUGCUUUGAUGGAAAGAUUCGACCACAUCUACAACGACCAUUUCGAACAGGGGCAGAAUAUCUCGACGUGGGUUUUACCAACCGGCAAUCUCAAAGUGCAACCAAACCCGUUCCCCACCGAAAGAGCCUCAGUGCCUACCAGCAGCGGGACAGCAACUACGAGGCGGGAUAGCCUUGAGAGUUGGCCACCUCCUGGCAAUGAAACUUUGGACGUGUCCAUGGACGAGAUACAACAACAAGACGAUACUCCAGCCCCUUUGCAGAGAGGCAACAAUCAAAUGCGAAGCUUUCCACCAGACUCGAGAGAUCGGCAACCACGAACCUUUAGACCUUCAUCUCCACGCCUUAAGAGACGACGAGUAAUGAGUCGGUCGACCUCGGAAUCGCCCUCUGCGCCUGCACGGAAAUUGCUGCCACCACAGUCAGAAUCUACGGAACUCCAGCAGUUCUCGGAGCUUCAACAAUUUACGGAGCCCCAACAGCCUGCGGAUCAAAGUAUGGAUGAGUUCAUCAUGAAUGAACUUUUCAAUCAAGAUUCCAUGUCUAUGGCGGAGUUUUCCAUAUUUUCGGAAAUAUGA
Molecule: messenger RNA, 1899 nt
Organism: Arthroderma uncinatum
Lineage: Eukaryota; Fungi; Ascomycota; Eurotiomycetes; Onygenales; Arthrodermataceae
Exons: 4
Coding region: 1-1899 (632 amino acids)
Source: RefSeq, a predicted model, not a curated record